Molecule: messenger RNA, 3367 nt
Organism: Setaria italica (foxtail millet)
Lineage: Eukaryota; Viridiplantae; Streptophyta; Magnoliopsida; Poales; Poaceae
Exons: 9
Coding region: 1-1599 (532 amino acids)
Biological process (GO): protein desumoylation
Cellular component (GO): nucleus
Molecular function (GO): deSUMOylase activity
Source: RefSeq, a predicted model, not a curated record
AUGACGGACCUGGACUACUGUGCUCUAAUAACAAUAGAAACAUCUUUGGAAUCUGAUAUACUUGUGAAGAUAGAUGACAUCUUUGUCACACAAUCUCAAUUGUCAUGUUUGCUAGAUCCAAAAAAAUUCCUAAAUGAUGAUGUCAUCAGCGCGUAUAUAUGUUGCAUAAAGUAUCAAACCCAUUUACAAAGUAGGAAUGAUGUUAAAUUUUAUUUAGAGAAUCCCUUUAUUUCUGUAAUUCUAAAAAGGGAUGGCAAGUUUGGUGUAGGUCAAGAUGGUAACCAUAUGACAAAGAUUGUGAGAAACUAUCUAAAGCAUGAAAUGAUUCUAAUUCCAAUAAAUAUCAAAGAAACACAUUGGUAUUUGGCUAUUAUUAACACACAGAAGUGUGAGAUACAAGUACUUGACUCGUUGUGUUGGGACUCCAACCGAGGUGAUCUUGCCGAUACGCUGCAAGGACUACAAUUUCAUUUGGACAUAAUUGGAAGGCAACAAAACUUGAUUAGCCAUAACUGGAAAGACCUCCAGGUUAUUUCAUGGAUAAUCACAGAACAACUACAAGAGCCAAUUCAGAAAGAUGGCUCAUCUUGUGGACUGUUCAUGCUCAAGUUUAUGGAAUACUGGACUGGAGAUUCACUAUCUCAUCCUAUUACACAGGAAGAUAUUAAUUGUUUUAGGUAUAAGUUAGCAGGCAUUCUAUUAUGUUGGAAAAGAAACACAGCACAAACAACUCCUAAAAAUAUCUCAUUGUUGGGUAAUUCAGAUGACCAAAAAGAACCCAAGGCAACAGAUUCAUUAUUAGAGGAAACAAAAUACCAAUCAUUAAUGUCUAUUCUUUCUAAGAUCAGUGAAAAUGAGUUAAUUGGUGGCCUUUGUGACUACAUCAAAUCAAUUAAUUGUCUAGAGACCUUGGAAGAAGUAUGGGUGAGAAACUCCAAGCCAUAUUCCAUUAGUUUGACUGUCAGGAAGCUGCAAGAAAUUUUGAAAGAAGAUCUGCCCAUGGACUGUGAUUGUUUGAAUUUGGUUAUUCGAAAAUUCAUGUUUGACGAGAUCCAAAUGAUGAAGAAAACCAAAGGAACAAUAUCAAAGCAUUAUCUAGACACGAGGUUUUGGAUGAUUACUGAUUAUGGACGACACCCAAACUUCCGUAAAAAGUUAGAUGUGGAUCAACUUGCAGAAACCGUUUGUAGCUGGCCUGGUGUUAAUUAUAGUGUUUCAAGAUGCAAAUUGGUAAGACAUCACUUCCCUAUACCUAUUCUUGCGAUUAUAGCUACUAGCCUUCUUGUACAUGUUAAUGCUCUUGCUCUUGUUGUAACAAAUAGCAUUUUGCAGAUUCUUAUACCAAUAGUACAAUUCAAUAAAACCUUUAUUCUGUUUAUACUAAACCAAGAUACAAGAACAGUCUAUAUUUUAGACCCUACUCCACUUGACCCUGUUUACAAAUAUAACCCAAAUGCAAGAUAUGUGAAGAAACUUUUAUGUAUUGCUGAAUUCUUGCCAAAAGCCAUGUCAAAAGUAUGCCCUGGCUCUAGAUGGAGUGAGGAUGUUUUCCUAUGGUGUCAAAUAAUUUUAUCUGAUGUUCCUAUCGAAAACAGGUAAGCAUUCUUAUAAGCACUGUUCUUAUGUUGUAGCUCAGGAUUGAUUUGAAGUUUUAUUGUAAAAUUCUGUGUCUUACUGGUUGGUCCAAGUUAACUGUGUUGUAGUCUCUAAUGAGCGCGAUUUGGUUGGAUUGGUAAUCAGGCUUUAGUCCACACAUCAAACUAUUAGAUAUGUGAUCAAUAAGACCUUUUCAUCCAUAGUCAGUUCCCAAGAUUUUCUGCACUUGAUGAGUCCUUUUUAGUUACCAAUUUGAACUGAAAGCACUGUACUGAUUUUUUGAUACUGUCCCUAUUCAGAAACUGAGAAAUAUAACAAAGUGUUAGAAUUUGACAUGUCAAACAUCCUUAAUUGUGUGGAUAUGUGGAUAAGAGAAGUUGGAGUCUGUUUCACAGUGUAACUUCUAACUGCUUAAUUUGCACAAUGCACAUCAUAUUAGCAUUUGACUGUUAAGAUGUCCACUAGACUAUGCAAUUGUUAAGCCAACAACAGCUUUGGUGAUGCCAAUUUGUUUUUGAGCGUGGUCCCCACAUGUACCUUCCUCUGAUUAAAUUAACUGCCCUACCCUUGUAAUUUCGUUAGCUUGAUCAUACUGGUGGCCUGCAUAGUAGACCUGUAUAUGCACUGCUCUGUCCUGCAUAUUAGACUUGUAUAUGUAAUGCUCUGUUCAGGUUUUCAUGUUUGGGUCAAACUUUAGUAUGAAACAAAAAAGUUUAGGAUGCCUUAGCUUUAGCUAGGAAUAAUGAUACAAGUUCAGGAUUCAGAAUCUUCCUUGUGGGAGGUAUCUAAGAAAAAAUUGCUAUUCAGAGGCAUUCCUUUCCUUUUCCACUGGAUGGUUGUUGCAAAUGACGCAAUAAAUCUUUCCCUUGGGGAAAAGCACAAAGGGAGUUUGUUUUGUUUUAUUGACAAGCCACACAGGAAGUUAGAAUUAACAUGUCAUAUCCAAUUGUAACUUCUUUUUUUGCUUAUUAAGAAAUGUGUGUGAAAUUGCAGAUAACAGCUUGCUUUUGACUUUAAUGAAAUAUACGCUGUGAUGCUGUUUUAACUUCUAUAGAGAAUGCAAGGCCUAUGAUGUUAUUGCUGAUUAUUAUGCCCAUGGCUUUGGUUUUGCUAAGAGCUUAAACAUCCAUUAACUUCCAAACAUUAUCUGAUGAAAUAGAUGACCAAUUGAACAGUCUUAUCUAAAUCUCAUCAUCUAGCUCUACUUACACCUGUAGUUGAUAGCUAGGAGUUGUACCCACUCGAUAUUUCUUCUGGAGCAGAGACCUUUUACAAUUUUACUCUCUAUUAUAGUUGAUUUCUUAUAAUAACUGCUUUAUUCACUGUACAGUGAAGACUAUAACUUCAAAUUCUUUCUUUUAGUAAAACAUGCACAUCUGUUUAUGCAAAAGUAGUUCAACCUUCAGUGUCGAACAUAUUAUGAAAAUAUAUGUAUUAUAUUACUCACUGAUGUUCUUGAUGUUCUUAUCUUAUCAGGGAACUAUCCGGUUAUCUUGUUUCUCUCUUCAUGUGCAUAUGGAAAGAUGAAGAACUACGGUUGCCAAUUUUAAAGGAUGGCUAUGAACUAAGAAAGCAAUUUAUGGCACAACUAUUAACUUACAAGGACAAUGAAUGUGAAGACAAUUUGCCUGCCGGUGUUCGAGACUUUCUUAGGUGUAUCAAUGCUACUCAAAGUUAAAAAUAGUUAUGCAAGCACAGAGAAUGUAUGAGAUCAUGUUGAAACGGUCUACUAUUACAGUUGGACCUUUUUGUUUAUAGGAAUAUUUAUUAU